AGCUUGUCGCCGGCCAUAAAUUUCUGUUCCUCCGCAGUCACAUUCUCCAGCGCCGCCGCAGACACAUUCUCCAGCGCCGCCGCAGACACAUUCUCUAGCUCAAAUCGAAGGCAUCUCUUUCUUCCCAACUCUAACUACAUUCUUUCUCUCAUUUCAAUUGUUGGUGAUUGCAUUAUUGGGGAACUGAAGCUUAUCUUGUUGUUGUAAUCACUCACAGGUUAGUCCUAAACUAAUUUUGUAGUUUUUCUUUCUCUUACUAUUGUUUUGGUUUGUUCUUCAACUUUUUUUUGUUAUUUAUAAUGUGUUUGAGUUAUAUUUGAGUUUGAGUUAAACAUAGUGUAAUGUUUUAAGUGUGUGAAGAGUUAAACUUAGUGUAGUGCUUUAAGUAUCUGAACUUGAGAUAAUAAUUGUCAGAUAUUAUGUGUUUGUGUUCUUGUCAGUUUGUGUUGUUGUCUUUGUGUUAAUAUAAUGUAUUAUCUUGACCACAGUUAGAUGUUUGAGUUUCAGAUUGUGUUAAUGUCUUAUCUAGAACUUGAGAUGGUAUCUUAUGGUUGAAUUGUUGUUCUAAAGGUCUUACUUACGCUUAGUACAUAUAAUGUUGGACAAGUCAUGGGUCCAUCUCUGCAGAGUUGAUCCUGCUUAUGAGAGAGGUGCUCGAAAAUUUGUACGAGCUGUGACUGAGGCUUUAGGAGACAUUGAUAAGCUAGUUUGUCCAUGCAUCGACUGCCGUAAUAUUGAUCGUCACUCGGGCAGUGAUGUGGUUGAUCAUCUUGUAACAAGAGGAAUGGAUGAGGCAUACAAGCGGCGGAGUGAUUGGUAUCAUCAUGGAGAAGUGAGCUCUGGGGCUGAAGUAGAAAGCAAAGUGAACCACUGGAAUGAGGAGAUAUUUGACUUAUAUAAAGCUGCUGAAUAUUUAGAUGAAGAGUUAGCUAGUAAAGGUGACUUAGGUGAGAUUGUAGAGGGUGACUUAGUUGAGAUAGCUGAAGGUGAAGACAAGAGAGAAGAUGAGUUUCUUGCAAAGCUAGCAGAUGCGGAGACACCAUUGUAUCCAAGCUGUGCGAACCAUAGCAAGCUAUCAGCUAUUGUGGAGCUGUUUAGAAUUAAGACAAAUAAUGGCUGGUCUGACAAGAGCUUCAAUGAACUGCUUGAGACAUUGCCAAAGAUGUUACCCAAGGAGAAUGUGCUUCACACAUCAUUGUAUGAUGUGAAGAAGUUUUUGAAGAGCUUUGAUAUGGGAUAUGAGAAGAUCCAUGCGUGUGUAAAUGAUUGUUGCCUAUUCAGAAAGAAGUACAAGAAGCUCGAUAAUUGUCCAAAAUGCAAGGCUUCAAGGUGGAAGGUUAACAUGCACACUGGUGAAGUAAAGAAAGGUGUCCCACAGAAAGUAUUGAGAUACUUUCCAAUAAUCCCACGGCUUAAGAGAAUGUUCAGAACUGUGGAAAUGGCGAAGGACUUAAGGUGGCAUUUUAGUAACAAGAGCAGCGAUGGAAAACUCCGUCAUCCUGUAGAUUCUGUUACUUGGAAAAAAAUGGAUGACAAAUACCCUUCCUUUGCAGCUGAAGAAAGGAACAUCCGGCUUGGACUUUCCACAGAUGGAUUUAAUCCGUUCAACAUGAAGAAUACUAGGUAUAGUUGUUGGCCUGUUCUGUUAGUUAAUUAUAAUCUGCCUCCUCACUUAUGUAUGAAGAAGGAGAACAUCAUGCUUACCUUGUUGAUUCCUGGACCACAACAGCCUGGUAAUAGUAUUGAUGUUUACUUAGAACCACUAAUAGAUGAUUUAAACCAUCUGUGGAAGAAGGGAGAGUUGACUUAUGAUGCCUUUAGUAAAAAUAUUUUUACUCUUAAGGCAAUGCUUCUUUGGACUAUUAGUGAUUUUCCUGCUUAUGGAAAUCUUGCAGGCUGCAAAGUUAAGGGUAAAAUGGGAUGUCCUAUAUGUGGAAAAAACACAGAUAGUAUGUGGCUGAAAUUUAGCAGAAAGCAUGUUUUUAUGUGUCAUAGAAAGGGAUUAGCACCAACACAUAGUUAUCGGGAUAAGAAGGCAUGGUUUGAUGGGAAAGCUGAACAUGGGAGAAAGGCUAGAAUAUUAACUGGUCGUGAAAUUUCCCAAAAUCUGAGAAACUUCAAAAACGAUUUUGGUAAUGCUAAAGAAUCUGGAAGGAAGAGAAAAAGGACUGAAUAUCUUGACUCAGGAUCUGAUAUUGAUGAUGAAUCCAGUGAAUCAGAAGAAGAGGAAGAAGUAGCAGUUGACGAGGAAGAAUUAUCAAGAUGGAAGAAAAGAUCCAUUUUGUUCAAGCUGGAGUAUUGGGAGGUAUGUUUAAUUGAUUAACUUUCAGAAUUAGUCAAUUAUACUAUGGGUUUAAGUUUGGUUUUGUUGUAUUUGCUAGGAUCUCCCGGUGAGACAUAAUUUGGAUGUAAUGCAUGUAGAGAGAAAUGUGGCUGCAAGCAUUGUCUCUACAUUGUUGCAUUGUGGAAAAUCAAAGGAUGGUCUUAAUGCUCGUAAAGAUUUGCAAGAACUUGGGAUAAGAAAGGAUUUACAUCCUAGUACACAAGGAAAGAGAACUUACCUUCCAGCAGCUCCUUGGUCUUUAUCAAAGAAAGAGAAGAAAAUUUUCUGCAAGCGGCUUUUUGAUUUUAAAGGUCCAGAUGGAUAUUGCUCUAAUAUAUCAAGGGGUGUAUCAUUAGAGGAGUGUAAGAUAACAGGUCUCAAAUCACAUGAUUAUCAUGUAUUGAUGCAACAGCUACUCCCAGUUGCACUUAGAGGAUUGUUACCAAAAGGACCUAGGACAGCAAUCUUUCGCUUAUGCGCAUUCUUCAACAUGUUGUGUCAGCGAGUUAUUGAC
This is a messenger RNA of Arabidopsis lyrata subsp. lyrata, 2837 nucleotides long. RefSeq lists its product as uncharacterized. The transcript is spliced from 3 exons. Bases 596 to 2323 code for a protein of 575 amino acids. NCBI's taxonomy places the organism in Eukaryota, Viridiplantae, Streptophyta, Magnoliopsida, Brassicales, Brassicaceae. The record is from RefSeq and is a predicted model, not a curated record.